Lasiosphaeria miniovina is the source of this 1095-nucleotide messenger RNA. RefSeq lists its product as uncharacterized. The transcript is spliced from 2 exons. The record is from RefSeq and is a predicted model, not a curated record. Bases 372 to 800 code for a protein of 142 amino acids. NCBI's taxonomy places the organism in Eukaryota, Fungi, Ascomycota, Sordariomycetes, Sordariales, Lasiosphaeriaceae.
GCCCGGCAUGGGUGGGCUGUUUGGCGGGCUGCCUCGGUUGUGCACCCCAGGCUUUAGCUUCCUUUGCCCCGCAGCAUGUGCACACCGUCGAACCACAGCCUGCCGAUGCGGCCAGCGCCGUUGGAGGUCCUUGAGCUUCUGAUCACCCCCCCACGUGGCUCACACACCACUCGCACAGCCGUCCUCGCGAUUUUCCUUAUGCCGCCCUGAAUUGGGCUUUGCGUUGACUCAUUCUCGCUCUCGCCCCCUUUUUAUGUGCACAUUUGGCAGUACACAAAAAGCAGGCUGUCUCCAGAUGCAAUUCUGAUACACUGCCGCUUUCGGAGACCUUCUCCCUCCCAUCUUCCCCUCCUCUCUGCCAUCAAACACAAAUGCUGGCGCGUUCCUUUGGCGUCCCAAGAUCUCCCUUGGCCUACUACACCAAGCGACACGUUUCAAAUCGUUCAAAACCACCACCAGUCUUCGCCAUGGCCAGCCGUCCGACACCGGGAGCACGCCUGCUCUCUACCUCGGCCCGGGUGCACCCAAGCUACCUCCCGUACCUGCACAAUGCCUCCCGCGGACAGGGGAUGAAAUGGAUACCACCCAUCGUCGCCCUCGUCGGCGUCGGCUACGGCGUCGCCGCGUACCGCGACGCGCAAAUCGACAAGCACCUCGCCAUGUCGGUAGCCGCGGAACAGGCCGAGGCCGAGAGGAGGCGCCGCGAGUCGCUGCUCGCCGAUGCGUACGGCGACCGCUCGAGCCUGGAGGGCCUGGAGCAGGCCAUGAAGAUGUAUGAGGCCCAGCGGCGGGGCGAGUAGUCAGCGCGGGUCGCUGGGGAGUGUUGAGGUUGGGGUGGAUGAAGAAGAGAGAUGUAGGCUUUUGGGUUUAUGACGAUUUAUAUGACACGUUUGGGUUUUUUACUCUUUAGAAGACUUGUAAUUAUAGAAUAUCUUAUGUAGAGUACAAAAAAGGACUUCCCUGAUAUUAGAUUUGUGGUUGAUUUGUAUUCGCCAACUUUCAUUGGUACACUAUUCACAUGGAUCAAUUAGACUAACUGGAAUUACUCUUUGAGGUGCGGUUAUUUGAAGAUUUGCUCAUGAGGUUGGAACGUGC